Arachis duranensis is the source of this 2775-nucleotide messenger RNA. RefSeq lists its product as uncharacterized. The record is from RefSeq and is a predicted model, not a curated record. Lineage: Eukaryota; Viridiplantae; Streptophyta; Magnoliopsida; Fabales; Fabaceae. The coding region runs from base 384 to 632 and encodes 82 amino acids. The transcript is spliced from 3 exons.
UACCCCACCCCCUCACUCGCGAUCACACACUCACACUCAACAAGCACACACACACGCUGAAACAAAAUGAAAGAAGAAAGGGGGGAGAGCGCCGCCGGGGAUGAGUGAGCUGCAACGGGGGAGAAGGGAAGAGAGAAGAGAGGGGAUCCGAGAAAGAGGAGAGAAGGCCGCGCUGCUGCCGCCGCCAGAACCGCGAGGAGAGGGAGUCGCGUCGCCGUCCAUGAAGCCACCGCUGUCAGCCGCGUCGUUGCUGUCGUCGCCGGUUUCCACCACCGUCGAGGCUGGUCGCGGACAGAAGAAGGAGAAGAGGCCUCCGUCGCCGCCGAGCCAAACACAGGAGAGAGAAGGAGCUCGCGGGAGAGGAGCUUGUUGCCGCCGCUGCCAUGGCUUCUUCGCCGUCGCCGUGGUUAGGUAGUCACCCGAGGGAGCCGUCGUUGUCAGCGCCGCCAUCAGGGUUACCGCCGCUUCUGCCGCCAGGGAACGCCGCUGCCGUCGUCGACAACGCUGCCGCCACCGUUACCGGAGUUCUGAUCACUGUUGGAGCUCGUCAGAGCCGCUGCGGUUUCGUUCCCCCACUUAGCCUCGAUUUCAGAAUGAGUUUUGGACUUUUGGUUAUUUCAUAUCGCAUUUAAAGUUGCGGCUGUUGUUGCGGAAGCACUAAGGAACUAAGGAUUGAAUCUUUAUAGCAAGGCCUCCCUCCUCGGCGCUCACUCUCUCUCGCAAACCCUCCAUCCACGCUCCCUCCGUCGGUGCUCCUUCCCUCUUCCCUUUAUGCUGUAAACCCUAACCCUCAGAAUUAUUUAUAAUUGUGAAUUGGUUUUCAGCUUAGUAAUUAGUCAAAGAUUCUGUAGGGAUCUGCUCAAUUGAGGCUUUAAUUAGUUGCAUAGUCGUUAAUUUGUUGGAAUUAGACUGUAGAUUAACUCUGAAGGAAACAUUGGAGCUGAAUUAUGUGGAACUACUGUUUUUUAUUGCUAAACAAGCAAGUUGUUACUAGGUUGAGACUUGAGAAUGCUGUAAUUAGAGGUGGGCACAACUAGGAUGGUUUAUUCAUGUAGAUGAUUUUGAAGUAGAACUUUGUUUUCAUUUCCUAUUCAAAUUUCCUUUUAAGGGAAGCUGAAAUCCUUUUGGUUUUUGCAUAAGUUCAUUUUGCAGACAUUAAUAAUUGUUCUGUGAAAUGAAGGUAGAAGAAGUUGAGGAGUUAUGGAAAGAAAUUACUGAUAUGCAAAAUCUUGUAAGAAGAUGUAAAGCGCCUAACUUUUUGUACAUUUGUUCAUUGUAUGUUACAAUCACAAGAAACAAACACGACUAACAAAAUGAUCAUAUAUGUUUGGUGUUGUCCGCAUCAGUCCUGCAUCAAACUGAUGGAAAUCCAUAGUUUAAUUUCUCAUUCUCUAUUCAAUCUUAUAUAAAGCUAAAUCCUCAUCUUUUGAUACUAAUUGCACUUUUUUUUUUUUGGAUCUGUUUGUAUACAGCACAGGUUUCUUACUCGGUUAAUAUAAUAUUUUGUCAUGAGAAAUGUUUUUCAAUUUUAAUAAUAUGCUAUUUUGGGGAGUAAGCAAUUGGUCUUGUUUCAGUUGGAAGAGCUAAAUAAUUCCCAUGGUGGUAAAGUUGGGGAAAUUGCCUUAAGGAGGAAAACUACCAAGUCUAGUAAAGAUAUCGUAGAUUGUCCAGUUGACAUCGAGAGAAGAGAAAAAGUAAAAGAAGCUAUGCUCCAUGCUUGGGGAUCUUAUGAGAAGUAUGCAUGGGGCCAAGAUGAACUUCAGGUAUUUUUUUUGUCCCAGAUUAUAAGUAUGGUAAUUAUGUAUGAACAAUCAACUUCAAAGCUUUUGGUCUAAAGUUAGUAGUUCAGCUUCUUUCCUUUGAAUAUGACACUACUUUGGUGUUUUUGCAAUGCCUGAUUUUGUUUACUAUUUUUUACUGCAAUGCAAAAAAUAGUAUGCAUUAUAAUUUUUAUGAAGUAAAAUGCUUUUUGUGGUUGUACCAAUAACUGUUUCUAUUAUCAAUUAGUUAUUUUUUCGUUAAAUUUGAAUAUUUAAUAACUAUUUCCCCCCCCCUGGCGAUGCCAGCCUCAGUCAAAGAGUGGUGUCAACAGUUUUGGAGGUCUUGGGCAACUUUAAUAGAUUCACUUGAUACACUAUACAUCAUGAGUGUUGAUCAACAGUUUCAAAAAGCCCGAGAAUGGGUGUAGCUUUUUACUCUGUACAUUGAGCAUGUUAUAGUUACCAUUGCAAUUCUUUUUUGCCUUUCUUCAAUCACAUCUCUAUAUUUGUUUGGAAUUAAUAGAGGCUAACUUGUACAACAAGUUAUAUAUGGGGGAAAAACAUAAUCUGCAUCUAGGGUAGAAAUUUAUUUUAUUUUAUUUUCUGUUUUCCUCUCUUCAAUUUUGUUGCUCUCCUAGAGGCACAUUCCAUGGUGAUGCUGUCUUAACUAGUAGUUAUAUAUAUAUAUUGUUCAUUUUAAAUUUGAGCUGUAGGCCCCGUCGAAAUUAAAAAAAAAAAUGUUCUUUUUAACUAUAUUCCUGAAAGCUUCCUGAAUUUAUAUGUGGAAUUUUCUUAGAUUUGUUUCAAUUGUUUGCGAUGCUACUCUGUUUGAUUUUUAAUUUUUAUGGUUUUGGUUAUGCUUUAUUGUAUUCGUUGUCAUGUUAACUUAUUCAGACAUUAUUCUGAUAGUGUACAUAUUAACUUCAUUUUUUAAGAAAUGUAAAGUACAUAAACUUAAUAUAUAAAAUUGACUAAUAUAAAGUACAUUCAUAAAAAGGACAAAAAAAAAAAGCUA